Messenger RNA from Astyanax mexicanus (Mexican tetra), 2590 nucleotides. RefSeq names its product motor neuron and pancreas homeobox 1 (gene mnx1). The transcript has 3 exons. Gene Ontology annotation, molecular function: sequence-specific double-stranded DNA binding; DNA-binding transcription factor activity, RNA polymerase II-specific. Gene Ontology annotation, cellular component: nucleus. Bases 40 to 852 code for a protein of 270 amino acids. Gene Ontology annotation, biological process: neuron projection morphogenesis; spinal cord motor neuron cell fate specification; regulation of DNA-templated transcription. The record is from RefSeq and is a predicted model, not a curated record. Lineage: Eukaryota; Metazoa; Chordata; Actinopteri; Characiformes; Acestrorhamphidae.
GAUAGAUCGGAGCGCGUGCACGCGUGUGUGUAUUUUCUGAUGGAGAAAUCGAAGAGUUUUCGUAUCGAUGCGCUGCUCGCGCCGCGCGCCGGGACCGACCCGCCGUCGCCGCCGCCGCCCAUGCGCGCGCACCACGCCGCCUUCCUGGAUGCGCCUCCACCGGGGCUCGCGGGGCUGACAGGGGUGCGCGCGCACGGCGGUGGUGCAGCGAGCGUGUUCGGGCACGCGGGAUUCGGUUACCCCGCGCUGGGGCAGAUGGGGGCGGUGGGGCAGCACGCGGCGCUUUCUUACCCGCACGCGUACCCCGCGGACGCGCUGAAGCUGAGCGCGAGCUCCCUGCAGCUGGAGCAGUGGCUGCGCAUCAACACCGCGAGCAUCAAACUGGCCGAGCUGCACUCUCAGCCUCAGUCUAAUCUGUUGGGGAAGUGUCGUCGGCCAAGAACAGCCUUUACCAGUCAGCAGCUGCUGGAGCUUGAGCACCAGUUUAAACUCAACAAAUACCUGUCCCGCCCCAAACGCUUCGAGGUGGCCACCGCACUGAUGCUGACCGAGACACAGGUGAAGAUCUGGUUCCAGAACAGGCGCAUGAAGUGGAAGCGCAGUAAGAAGGCUAAGGAACAGGCGGCUCAAGAGGACAAGCAGAAAGGCUCUAAAGGGGCGGAGGAGACCAGCGGUGGAUCUGCAGGAAGCGGACCUGAGAGAGACCACCAGAAAGCAGAGACCACCAAAAGCAACAGAAUCCGGGACUUUAGAGACAGUGACGCGGAGGAUGGAGAUUCCUACGUGUACAACUCUUCCGAUUGCUCAUCCGAGGACGAGCGCGCUCACACCGACACGAGCCCGAGACCCUGAGAUAAUAGAACACGCCCCCCUCUAUACACCAACUGCAUGACCACGCCCCAACACACACACCACGCCCCCCAAACCCACAACUCCCAAUCCGGACUGGCCGCAGGGUCAGGGUCAGCCAGGUAAAGGCUGCGCUCCAGUCUGCGCGUGCAGAUCCAUGAUGUUCUAAAAUUCGAAUUGAUCUCAGUUUUUUAUCUGAAUGAUCUGAUAUAAAGAACGUUAAUACUUUAUUUUUUAAUGUUCAGAAAAAGAGCGCGAGUGUUCUAAAUAGAAAAAAUAAUAAUUUGGGCAUUUUUAGUCACUAAAUUAAUACAGUGUUGCGUGUUAGAAUACAGUUUUUGAAUAAAGUAAUUUAAGCGUUUAAUAUUGUAUUAACGUCAAAACUUUACACAGCCAGUAAUCACACUCAGAAUAUGUGAUAAAAUUGUGCACUUAGCUAAACAUGUAAUAAAUCUUACAUGUAUUAAUAACAAUAAUAUGUUUUAAAUACUCUGCAGAAUACUCGCGCUCUGCUAAACUGAUGCCAGCUUAAUAAACAAUCUGAGUAUUUAAAUGGUUCAAUACUGAAAUUAAUUUUCAGAAAUGCAUAGUCUUUAUCAGUCAGUGGACAUCUUAGCGUCCGAGUGAAUGCUCAGAAUCAAAUUCUGCAACCGGUAACAAUUCGAAUUCGAAUUAAUACAGGAGCGCAGCCUGAAGCGGAAUUUAUUAACCGCUUUUCGCAACCACACAGUGAGAAAAGCUGCUGGUUAUUACGGAUAUCAAACAGGACAACAUAAACACUCUUUAAAAUCGGAUUAAACAUCGUUCUUAUAAACGAAUGUCGAUUUACAAUAGAACAUUUCAGUGAUCAGAUGUAAAUGUAAAAUUUUCCUCUAGAACAACACGUCCAAGCUCACAACCACUUUAGAACAUUUGUUUUUAAGAGUGAUGUUAGGAUGUUGUUUUACUAAAGUCCAGAAAAGCCAUGAGUUAUUGAUAUAAUAUAAUUAUCGAUAAAAUUUUAUAUUAAGAGUCCAGUUUUCUCGUUAUUGCAAAUUAUCAUCUCAAAACCCCGGUUUCUGUGAGACCUGUGAAUUGGUUAACAUUUUAUCAAAUACAUUUUAUUUUUAAAACGUAAUUAGGUUAUUCACAUUUAGUGGUAUCUUUUAGAUACAUUCCUUUUUAAAGAGAAACAGUCUUUUUAUGGUCCGUUUGAAGCACCUUUAAUUGUGUUCUAUAAAAACACUGUUUUUCCGAAAUGCAAGUUACAUUCUAUUUUCUCAAGAAAAAUCAAUAGAAAAAAUGAAUAAUGGCCAACACAGAGGAGGAGGAAAAACCUUCCUAACCUUAUGAAUUGAAGUCAAUAUAAAAAGUCAUUUUGGAGAAUUCGUGAUAAAUUGACCAAUAUAAAGAACAUUUGCAAAACUGGAAAUCGACAAAUAUGAAUCGACAAAUAUAUAUUUAUAUAAAACUCUCCCAUGGCCUUUCUGGAGUUCAGUGAUGUACGGUCAUCUCCGUUUCGCCAAAAACGUCAUAGAGUUGCAACAUUCUCUUGGUAACCACUUUGUUCUCCAGCUCAUUUUCUGAAUUUUGGUGUCGUGUUGAACAUGUCCUCCUGUCCAUAACGUGUUUCUGUGUGAAAAUGUGUUUAUUUUUCUAUAAUGUAUUUAUAAAUAAGAAUUAAGCAAAUCACUGUAUAGCUGCAUGACUGAUAAAACGGUUUAGCUUCAUAAUGGAGACGCAAAUAAACUGUUUUUUUUAA